Molecule: messenger RNA, 2713 nt
Organism: Nannospalax galili (Upper Galilee mountains blind mole rat)
Lineage: Eukaryota; Metazoa; Chordata; Mammalia; Rodentia; Spalacidae
Gene: Hdac8
Product: histone deacetylase 8
Exons: 8
Coding region: 306-1067 (253 amino acids)
Molecular function (GO): histone deacetylase activity
Source: RefSeq, a predicted model, not a curated record
AGGCUGGUUAGUUUUGACCGUACUACUUGUGCCAUAAAAAAAAUCGAUCCUAAUUUGGGCUUUUAUAUCUGUCAAGCCCUUUUUUGAACUGUGAUCAUUAAAUGAAGGGUUGUAAUCUGGAAAGACCCACCUAUUCCUGUAAUUGGAUGAGGGAGCAGGGACACUGUCUCUGGUGCUCUCAAUAAGAGGGAAUGUUGACCAGGGAGCACCGCUGGGGCUGUUCUUAGGAGCAGGAACCAGAGCCCCGGCUGAGUCCGAAAAUCUUAGAAUCCAGACUUUGGCUCAAGAACCCUUGGAAGUGGAAGAUGGAGGAGCCAGAGGACCUGUCAGACAGUGGGCAGUCGCUGCUCCCGGUUUACAUUUACAGUCCCGAGUAUGUCAGCAUGUGCGACUCCCUCGCCAAGGUCCCCAAACGGGCCAGUAUGGUACAUUCUCUGAUUGAAGCAUACGCGCUGCAUAAACAAAUGAGGAUAGUGAAGCCCAAAGUGGCCUCCAUGGAGGAGUUGGCCACCUUCCACACUGAUGCCUAUCUGCAGCAUCUCCAGAAGGUCAGCCAAGAAGGUGAUGAGGACCAUCCAGACUCCAUAGAAUAUGGACUAGGUUAUGACUGCCCAGCCACUGAAGGGAUAUUUGACUAUGCAGCGGCUGUAGGAGGAGCUACAAUCACAGCUGCCCAGUGCCUGAUUGAUGGGAUAUGCAAAGUAGCAAUUAAUUGGUCUGGAGGGUGGCAUCACGCAAAGAAAGAUGAAGCAUCUGGUUUUUGUUAUCUCAAUGAUGCUGUCCUGGGAAUAUUACGAUUGCGACGGAAAUUUGACCGUAUUCUCUAUGUGGAUUUGGAUCUGCACCAUGGAGAUGGUGUAGAAGAUGCCUUCAGUUUCACAUCCAAAGUCAUGACCGUGUCCCUGCACAAAUUCUCCCCAGGAUUUUUCCCAGGAACAGGUGACUUGUCUGAUGUUGGCCUAGGGAAAGGACGGUACUACAGUGUAAAUGUGCCCAUUCAAGAUGGCAUACAGGAUGAGAAGUAUUAUCACAUCUGUGAAAGUGAGAAAGUCUCUAAACGGUGUUGAAAGUACUUGUUGGAAAACAUGGCCAAGCUGGGAUGCAAGCUAGAAAGUCAAGAGAUGGGACCUACUGGCAGCCUGUCCAUGUCACAGGCCUGGCUAGAGGGAUCUCUUAGGGUAACAAUGCCCUACCACCAGCUUUGAUCCUGAGUGACUGUAGCACUAUCACUCUGGCAUCUCAUUGCCUGAAGAUGAGAAUUUUAGGAUCAUAACUGUUUAACAUAUCAAUAGACACAUCCCUCUGCACUCCCCGAACACCACCUCCGCCCAUCAUUCCAUUCCCUCACCACAGUGCUAUCAUCAGUAAAUGGCACCAGUGAAUGCUGUCAAGGAUACAGAGCAGAAGCUGUGGUCCAGCAUCAUGGACUAGAAGAAAAGAGAGUGUCUCAAAGACUUUUUUGUGGGGCUUUUCUCCUAUAGAAAAUACCGUGCCUGUCAUCACUCCUGGCUUUUCUCUUCCUUGGGCUUAAAUGUCCUCCCCCAACUCAAGGCCUGCUGAAGCUGCUGUGCCUGUGUCUCCUCAUUUGCAUAGCCUCCUCUGAAAGCCCGAGGACUGAAGACUGGGGGAUCAGGUUUCUCAUCAAGAAAACUGCAUUUCAAAUGAAUGUCUUGUGUGUUUAUAAGGAAGUUACUAAUGUGGUGUAAUGAGAUGUCUGUCUUCCCCCUCCGUUCUGGGGAAGAGAUUUUAUGCUUUCACAAAACCUAAAAUUAAUUAUUUACAGUGUAGCAUAUAGCACUGUUGCAGUGAUUAGGAAAACUUUCCCAAAAGGAAUCUGGGGUGACAUUUCAUUCGCUUAUUCAUUUAAUGACUAUUUAUUGAAUCUUUACUAUAUCUAAAGUAUUGAUUCUAUGCACAAGGAAGUUAGGGGAAAUUUUAAAAUGUUAGAUAGAUAGAGAUUGAUUUUCAUAUUCACACAAAUUUGAAUAAAACAAAACACAGAAAGUUGUAAAAGCCAUAAAAUAUGGGAUGCUGUGGGCAUUCAAAGGAAAUAAAAUACUCCAGGAAAAGGCCUAAUUAAGGAGGUAACAUUUGAUCUGGGUUGUAAAGGGUACCUAAUUACUAUAUCUUUACAAAGCGUGUGAACGUGUAUGCAUAUUUAUAAAAUCUGGGUCAAGUUUGAAUAUACAGAAAUUAUAAGGACGGAUGUUCUUUGCAGAGGGUGCAAUAAGAUCAGAGUUGGAAGAAGCUGCACUGUAUAUGGAGAAUAGUGGUGGUUUAGUUUGGCAGGACUGUAAAGUACAUGAGAGGAAGAAGUUACAAAGACUGGAAAAGCGGGUGGGGUUCACAGCAUGGAGGAUCUGAAAUUCUUAGCUCUAAAGAUUUGUACUAUAUUCUAUAAGCAAUUAGGAGAACCAGUGAACAUUUUAGAAUGAGGAAAUAAUAAGAUCAGAGUUUGCUUGAGAAGAUUAGCACCCAAAAUAAUGACUCUGAAGUGGCACUGCUGUUAUGUGAGAAUGGCUGGCACGUGACCUGCCAUACUAUAGUUUAGAAAGUCAUGGGAGCAGGGAGAUUACAAUAGGUUAGAGGUUACACUCUAAUGCCAAACUGCAGCCCUGCCACUUAACAGAUGUGUGAUACUGUGUAGACAGCUGAACUUCUUUGUGCUGCACUUUCCCCGUCUGUAAAAUAAGAUUCAUAAUACCUAUCUUAU